AUGCCCAAGUUCUACUGCGAGUAUUGCGACAUUUACCUCACCCACUCCUCCCCUGCUGGCCGGCGGCAGCACGCAAGCGGCCGUCGCCAUAUUAACCAGAAAGUUGAAUACUUUCAGAAUCUGCUGCGAGAAAGCACCUUCCAGGCGCCGGCGUUCAUAGACCAUGCAGUUGCGAUGCGUGCAAUUCAAAUCGUGGCGAAUACUCCCCCUGGUGAAGUAAUGUCGACUCAUAUGGGCAACUGCACAAAAAUACGAGAGCCCCGAGGCAGACCUCGCAGGGAUAUGGGAGGAGGCCCCCCUCGACCCCCUUUUGAUGGCGAUGAAAGGGGGCCCCCACGCUUCCCCCCUCCAGGGGCCCCCAUGGGUGGUAUGGGGCCCCCACGUAUGGGAGCGGGGGGACCGCCCCCCAUGAGGCCCCCCAUGGGCAUGCCUAUGGGAGGCCCCCCCAUGGGUAUGGGUAUGCCGAUGGGGGGCCCCCCUCCGCCUUUCAUGGGGGGAAGAUAG
This is a messenger RNA of Eimeria acervulina, 504 nucleotides long. RefSeq names its product U1 small nuclear ribonucleoprotein, putative. Gene Ontology annotation, molecular function: zinc ion binding; pre-mRNA 5'-splice site binding. The record is from RefSeq and is a predicted model, not a curated record. The coding region runs from base 1 to 504 and encodes 167 amino acids. Gene Ontology annotation, biological process: mRNA splicing, via spliceosome; spliceosomal snRNP assembly; mRNA 5'-splice site recognition. Gene Ontology annotation, cellular component: U1 snRNP; nucleus. The transcript has 3 exons. Lineage: Eukaryota; Apicomplexa; Conoidasida; Eucoccidiorida; Eimeriidae.